Cornus florida is the source of this 1011-nucleotide messenger RNA. RefSeq lists its product as uncharacterized. Bases 270 to 878 code for a protein of 202 amino acids. The record is from RefSeq and is a predicted model, not a curated record. The transcript has a single exon. Lineage: Eukaryota; Viridiplantae; Streptophyta; Magnoliopsida; Cornales; Cornaceae.
CUCAAAAUUAAACUCAAAAACAAAACAAAUCCUUUUUCUUUUUUUUUUUCUUUUUUUUAUCCUCACUCUCUCUACCCAAAAAUAGAAAAAUACAGUAGAAUGUAGAUUUCAUCAACAGCUUCUGUGUGCCUCAAUCUCUAUUCUCUCUCAUAACCAUUUACAGACUACUCACAGAGGAUCAUUUAUAUAUAUAUAUAUAUAUAUAUAUAAGGAUUAGGGUUCGUACAUCUUGAAUAGCAAGAUUUCAUUCAAUGUCAAUUAUUCAAUAGAUGAUUCCACCUUUUUCCAUUUCCGACCUUAUUAAGGUUUCGAUUCUCUUAUCUUUGAUAUUAUUCGGAUUCCAAUCCAUUCAACCCACAAAAACCAUGAAGGUACAUCCAUUGACCACGAAGCGAAACAUCCAAAUCCUAUACAGCGUCGAUUCUCAGACCAUCCCUGCGACGACGACAUCGCAGACCUACAUGGACGGCGGUGCCCAGAAGAAGCUCCGGCGUCUACCCCACAUCUUUAGCAAAGUCCUCGAGCUCCCGUUCGGCUCGGACGCCGACGUCAACGUCGAAGAGCGCUCCGACUGCUUGCGCUUCGUCGCCCAAACCGACGACGCCUUUGGCGACGGCGUGAGGGCCCACGCCGUCGAAAUUCACCCCGGCGUGACCAAGAUUGUGGUCAGAGGUGGUGGCAACGGGGUCGAAUUGUUGUUGGAUGAGCUGGUGGUGGAUGCGUGGAGGUAUCGGCUUCCGGCGUCCGCGAGGCCGGAGUUGGCCAGCGCGGUCAGUGCCAACGGCGAGCUCGUCGUGACGGUGCCCAAGGACGGAAGGGAAAUUGGAGACGGAGGAGAGGGUUGGGGAGGAUUGGGCCGGCUCGUCCUUGUACAGUAAUCAUCAUAUUUAACUUCCUUUUUUAUUGCCUGAUAUGUGGUUUUUUUAUAUUUUGCAUUUUUAUGUUUUUGAACUCUGUUUUAUUGAAACGCUUGAAUUGGUUUCUAAUGCUUUUCUUGUGUUUAGUUAUCUA